Messenger RNA from Paecilomyces variotii, 2888 nucleotides. RefSeq names its product ATP-dependent RNA helicase DBP4. Gene Ontology annotation, molecular function: ATP binding; RNA helicase activity; nucleic acid binding. Gene Ontology annotation, biological process: rRNA processing. Gene Ontology annotation, cellular component: nucleus. The transcript has a single exon. NCBI's taxonomy places the organism in Eukaryota, Fungi, Ascomycota, Eurotiomycetes, Eurotiales, Thermoascaceae. The record is from RefSeq and is a predicted model, not a curated record. Bases 103 to 2508 code for a protein of 801 amino acids.
GGCAAAGAAAAAAAGUCGCGGAGAAAGAGAGAAAAUCACGCCGAAGCAGACUGGAAAGUUGGACGAAACCACAAACAACCGUCAAGAGGAGCAGAAGACAAUAUGGCUCCUGCGCGCGGUGGCCAUCAUGGCAAAACGAACAAGCCUGUCCGCACGACAGCAAGGACCCUGAAGCGCAAGCGUGGUGAGGAGGAACUCGAGUCGCUCAACCAGCGCGUGGAGGAGCUGGAUCCCAAGAACAGACUCGAGUCGUUUUCCGAACUGCCUCUCUCUGAACCCACGGCUGCUGGACUGGAGGCCUCUCACUACAAGGCCCUGACGGAUAUUCAGUCUCGUGCGAUUCCAUAUGCGCUCAAGGGCCGCGAUAUUCUGGGAGCUGCAAAGACCGGUAGUGGUAAGACGCUUGCGUUCAUCGUCCCGAUGCUCGAGAACCUAUAUCGCAAAAGAUGGACCGAAUAUGAUGGACUUGGCGCUCUGAUCCUCUCCCCGACCCGUGAAUUGGCUAUCCAGAUCUUCGAAGUCCUCCGGAAAGUCGGACGAAACCAUACUUUGUCUGCAGGUCUGGUCAUUGGUGGAAAGAGUCUGAAGGAAGAACAAGAAAGAUUGGGAAGGAUGAAUAUCCUGGUCUGCACGCCCGGACGAAUGCUGCAGCAUCUGGACCAGACGGCCUCGUUCGAUACGUACAAUCUCCAGAUGCUGAUCCUAGAUGAAGCGGAUCGGAUUAUGGACAUGGGUUUCCAGCACACCGUUGACGCUAUUAUCGAUCACCUGCCCAAGGAACGACAGACGAUGCUUUUCAGCGCUACGCAGACGAACAAAGUCUCGGAUCUCGCACGGCUGAGUCUGCAGGACCCCGAGUACGUUGCGGUCCAUGAGACUGCUUCUAGUGCAACACCGUCGACUCUGCAGCAACACUACGUCGUCACGCCACUGCCUCAGAAGUUGGAUACCCUGUGGAGUUUCAUCCGCAGCAACUUGAAAUCCAAGACGAUUGUGUUCUUCUCGUCGGGAAAGCAAGUGCGGUUUGUCUACGAAUCCUUUAGACACAUGCAGCCGGGUAUCCCAUUGUUGCAUUUGCACGGACGUCAAAAGCAAGGAGGAAGACUAGAUAUCACAGCCAGGUUUUCAGCGUCGAAGUCCUCCGUUCUAUUUGCUACGGAUGUCGCAGCACGAGGAUUGGACUUUCCUGCGGUGGACUGGGUUAUUCAGGCUGAUUGCCCUGAAGAUGCGGAUACUUACAUUCAUCGAGUUGGCCGUACGGCGCGCUACGAACGUAACGGACGUGCGGUUCUGUUCCUGGAGCCUAGCGAGGAAGAGGGGAUGCUGAAGCGCCUGGAGCAGAAGAAGGUGCCUAUCGAGCGCAUCAAUAUCAAGGCGAAGAAGCAGCAGAGCAUCAAGAACCAGUUGCAGAACAUGUGUUUCAAGGACCCGGAGUUGAAGUACUUGGGUCAAAAGGCGUUCAUCUCUUACGUCAAGUCGGUCCACAUCCAGAAAGACAAGGAAGUCUUCAAGGUCAAGGAGCUGCCCUUGGAGGAAUUCGCUGCUAGCUUGGGUCUACCCGGUGCUCCUCGAAUCAAGUUCAUCAAGGGAGAGGACACCAAGUCAGCCAAGAACAAGCCGCGAGCGCUGAGAGAAUUGUCCAGCAGCGGCGAGUCAGAUGAGGAGGGUGACAAGAAGAAGGAGAAGGAGAAGAAGGUCCGUACGAAGUACGAUCGUAUGUUCGAGCGACGCAACAUGGACGUUCUGGCGGAACAUCACACCAAGCUGAUCAACGAUGACGGAACGGCCGUUGAUGGAGCAGCGGAGGAUGAGGAGGAUGAUGAGGAUUUCCUCUCUGUCAAGCGCCGCUUCGAUGCCGGCGACAAGCAGCUCGACGAUGCCGUCUCGAAUCUCAACAUCAAAGACAAGGACGUCAAGGUGGUUAAUCUCAGCGGUAAUGAGCCGCUCAUCAUCGACUCUAAGCGCCGUGAAAAGCUUCUAAAAUCCAAGAAGAAACUGCUCAAGUACAUGGGCAAGGGAACCAAGCUCAUCUACGACGAAGACGGCAACCCUCACGAGGUCUACGAGCUAGAGGACGAGGAGAAGUUCAGGGCAGCAGGAGCACCAGAGGAACAACGUGCCAAGUUCCUCGAAACCGAAGCCGAGAGGACCCAGCGGGCAGAUCUCGAGGACAAGGAGAUCGCCAAACAGAAGCGCAGGGAGAAGAAGGAGAAACGCAAGGCGCGCGAGCGCGAAUUGGCUAUGGCGGAAGAAGAAACCGAACCGGUUGCCACGCUGGCCCCAUUCGAAGGCGAGGAUGGAGCAGAGGCAGACCACAUGUCAUCCGAAGAGGAAGAAGAACGACACCCUCCGGCCAAGAAGCAGAAGAAGUGGUUCCAAGAUGCUUCCGAAGACGAAGACCAAGCACGCGGCUCCAAGGGAAAGAAAGGCAAAAACCAGCGUGCGGAGCCGAUGGAAGUCGAGACAUUGGAGGAUCUCGAAGCUCUCGCUACCGGACUACUUGGUUAGAGAUGACGGGAUUAAAAACCAUUGUCGGUCCGACAUAUCCCUCCUCCCUGCUAGCCUUUUCUUUUUUCUUUCUUUCUACUUGUAUGGCGUACAUUUGUUGUAUUUACUCGCUGUCGAUAUAUCCCUCUGUUGUGCAUAUUAGCGUUUGCGGACGGCAUAUUCAUCUCAUGGAGAGGAAGGGAAAAGUUAUCAGUUAUUUAUAGGGGUUAAUUGUCUAUAAACCAGAACAUUUGCAUCAAUUUGCCAUGUCUUUCUAGUCUUCGAUUGUAUCCCCGAACUCACUACAGUUAGAGCGUAUGUUCCUGAAGAUGCAAUCUUUGGUGACCUUUUUGCCAUAUUCAAUAUUCUGGGGCCCAUCUUGGGCUAUAGUCCCGUCGCAC